Molecule: messenger RNA, 1070 nt
Organism: Beta vulgaris subsp. vulgaris (sugar beet)
Lineage: Eukaryota; Viridiplantae; Streptophyta; Magnoliopsida; Caryophyllales; Amaranthaceae
Exons: 8
Coding region: 164-709 (181 amino acids)
Biological process (GO): formation of translation preinitiation complex
Molecular function (GO): RNA binding
Source: RefSeq, a predicted model, not a curated record
GUUAGCAAGAGACCUGCUUGGUAGGCACGCACAAGCGCACAGCGGCUGAAGAACACUUUCCCCCGGUUGGAUCAGUUGUUAAUUCUCACAAACACAAUCACAGUCGCAAUCUCUUGGGAGUUACCUUGCAAACCCUUAACUUUUCUGCUCUCAACUUCUUCAAAUGUUCAAGAAGUUCACUUCUGAAGAUGUAUCCGCCCAAAAUCAAGUCAAGGCAUCUGUGCAAAGGAGAAUACGCCAGAGCAUAGCUGAAGAGUAUCCUGGACUUGAACCAGUUUUGGAAGAUUUGCUGCCAAAGAAGUCACCCCUCAUAGUUGUGAAAUGCCAAAAUCAUCUGAAUCUUGUCGUUGUCAACAAUGUUCCAUUAUUCUUCAAUAUCCGUGAUGGACCUUAUAUGCCUACUCUACGUCUCCUCCAUCAAUACCCUAAUAUAAUGAAGAAAUUUCAAGUAGAUAGGGGCGCCAUUAAGUUUGUUUUUUCUGGUGCAAAUAUCAUGUGUCCUGGGCUCACGUCACCUGGUGGUGUCCUUGAUGAAGAAGUUGGCGCGGAGAGGCCUGUGGCAAUAAUGGCUGAAGGAAAGCAACAUGCUCUUGCUAUUGGCUUCACAAAAAUGUCGGCGAAAGAUAUAAAAGCUAUCAACAAGGGCAUCGCUUUAGACACUUUGCAUUAUCUCAACGAUGGCCUUUGGAAGAUGGAGCGCUUAGAUUGAUGAUGGUGUGAAGAGUGAUCAGCAAUCUUGGAAUUUAUGUUGUGCGGUUCAUCGUUCUUUUCUCCUUCGUGUUUUCUUUUGAGAGGAUAAAAAUUUUCAAUGACAUUGCUGCGGCAUUUUUAUGCAUAGUUCAUGUGAGUGGUUAGCUUAUUUCACCCAAAUCUGCAUCCUAGCACUUUGAGCUACUAAAGUAAUCAGUAACCACAUUAAUUCUCAUUUGUUAUCCUUCUUACUAAAUUUCAAAGUUCAAGAAAACUCAAUACCAUGUAUAGGAAUUAAUUAUAGCACUGCCGUAGUAUUUAUUUGUGCUUCUCUUUGAAAGCGCAUGGGGGCAUGAAUAAUAAUGGCUCUUGUUGAAUGA